This is a messenger RNA of Procambarus clarkii (red swamp crayfish), 1629 nucleotides long. RefSeq lists its product as uncharacterized. Gene Ontology annotation, biological process: double-strand break repair via homologous recombination. Gene Ontology annotation, molecular function: single-stranded DNA binding. Lineage: Eukaryota; Metazoa; Arthropoda; Malacostraca; Decapoda; Cambaridae. Gene Ontology annotation, cellular component: Shu complex. The record is from RefSeq and is a predicted model, not a curated record.
UGCACUUGUCGUCGAGGUGCGUCAGGGGCGACGACUCUCCAGGGGUCGUAUGGGCCCCGGCGUACCCGUUAAGGGUUAAUAAUCGCAAAUCCUAAUGGCGAAAUACGGAGUGAGAAUAGCUUGAGCUACCUCAUCCCUUUUUUACAAUGGCUGGGAUAAUGGAGCGAGUGUUCCCAGUGGGGUCCAGCCUUAGGGCAAUGGACGAACUACGCAGCAGAAAGUUUUCUCCGGUUCCAACGAGUUGCAUCAUAGGACCUCCUUGCUCCAUGAAGACUGCAUUGCUUAUGCAAGCAGCAGUGACAGAAGGGGCCGGAGGGGGACAGGUGCUGUUCGUAGCACCCAAACGACUUGACAGUCUUCCUCCCAGUGUUCAUGGUAUGCCCCGUGCUUCAACAUCUACUAUGAAUAACAUAAAGUUCCUGUAUGCAAAUCACACAUCCGAGCUUCAAGGAUAUCUUGCAUCUCUCCACAUGAUCCCUGCUAAAGACAGACCCACACUUAUUAUCAUCGAUGAUCUUCAUUACUACACCACACCCCAAGAUUAUGGGUCUGUUUGUACAAUAGAUACAGCAACACAGAUGGCUAACGCUGCAAGGCUCCUCUCUCUGGCUCAGGAGUCUGCAGAGUAUUGCAACACCUCUCGUACCAGUGGCAGAGACAGCAGCUCACAACAUAGUACAUCCUGUCAGUGUAGUGUUCUUGUCUCUUGGACGCACCAGAACUCUAACACCUUGAAGCUCAACGAGUUGGAAGCAUCUGCCAAAGAUUUUUGUCACGAUGUUUGGAUUAUGCAAUUAAAUAAGGAAAAGCACAAGGGUUCAGCAGAAUAUCUUUUAGUAGAACAAUCAGGACCCAGCUGCACUAUAUCAUUUUCAGCUCGUAACUCUCCACCAUCACAACACCUCCUCCUGCACCAAGUCACUCUGGAAGUUGAAAAAACAGAAGAUUUGCUGGAAAAUACACAAACCAAAGACCAAAAAUCACACGAAAAAUGACAUUGAAAAUGUGGCAGUAAAGGUUUAUCUGGUGUAUUGCAGGUAGGCUUAUCCUUGGGACACUUACUCCACCAGGUGUAGGUAAUCAACUCAAUGCCUUUUUUUUUUUCAGUACACUGAUUUUGGUUAUACCAAUAGUAUUCCAUACAGUUCCCAGUGCAUAUCUCAAAUGCUGGUCCAGAAUGAUGUCCAUCCUACCCACCAGAAAUUUUAUAAGACUUCACAGUGGAGCCCACUCAAGUGUACAAAAAUUACCAUUUAAUGUGUAGUUACGUUGCACAUGAAAAUACAUUCUAAAACAGUUGCAGGUAGCAGCGAUAAAAUUGCUAUCUGAAAAUAACUUUCUGAAUGUGACAAACUACCAUUAUGGCAAGGUUGAUUUUUAAUUUUUCCAUUUCUAUCUUGCAACUUUGUUUUACUAAAGUAAUUAUUGCAAUUUUUUUUAAUAUGUACCAUGGAAAGUAAUGUAUAUAAGUACAAUAGUGUAUAGCUGCAGAUUAAAAUAACAUGAAUGACCACAUGAGGCACAUAACUUUUGCAGCACCAUUAGCCUGAACCCUUUGGCUGUAACACCUAUCUUGCACUUUCCCCACCACACAAGGGCUAAAGCAACCAUAAAACUAAAUUUUGAUAA